ACCAGCUAAUCGUCCAGCGCUCAGACCACACCCCUUAUCCUAUCCCCCUCCCUCUCUCCGUCCUAAAACAAUGGCAUCCUCCCUUACCACUCUCUCUCUCUUAUCCCCUUAUCCUACACCACAAUCCUCUUCUUAUCCUACGCACCCCGCCGCUUUCACCCCCAAUUCCCUUAGAAACCCCCUCCAAAUCCCCAAUUUCACUUCCUCCUCUCGCAAAGCCUCCUUCUUGCCUCCUCUCUCCGCGGUGGUCUCCCCCAAGGUCGAAGAACUCGGCUCCCAGAUCAAAACCCUAACCCUAGAAGAGGCCCGCGGUCUUGUGGACUGGCUCCAGGAGGAGCUCGGCGUCUCACCGGCGGCCUUCGCCCCGGCCGCCGUCGCUGCAGCGCCUGCUGCUGGCGACGCGGGCCCCGCCGCUGUCGUCGAGAAGACGGAAUUCGAUGUCGUGAUCGAGGAGGUGCCCAGCAAUGCCAGGAUCGCGACAAUCAAGGUCAUCCGGGCGCUGACGAGCCUGGCGCUGAAGGAAGCGAAGGAGCUGAUUGAGGGGCUGCCGAAGAAGUUCAAGGAGGCGGUGUCGAAGGAGGAGGCAGAGGAGGCGAAGAAGCAGCUGGAGGAGGUCGGGGCGAAGAUAGCCAUUGUUUGAGGUCGGGUGGGAAGCUCAAUCCAUCCGAUGGUCGAGAUUGUGCGAUUUUGAGGUGGUGGAAUCCAACAUCAGCGAUGCUCUCAAGGCCAGGAACCCAUGAAAGAUCUUCAGUGGCAAAUGAGACCCAUAUUUCUUUUAGGGCUUGGUAGUGUAGAUUUUUCAGGAAUUUCUUCUUCUUUUUUGUGAAGCAAGCAAGCUUGUCAAAUACAGCUCUUUCUGACAUUCAUUAGAGCAGAAUUUGCAAUGUAGUUAUUGAGAAGAGCUCCAUCCAUGGCAUUUGGACAAGAAAUCUUUAAAUGUAUUUUGAUGGCACAUCAUUUCAUAGAAAGAACGAAAAAUGAUGAGGGCAGA
Molecule: messenger RNA, 991 nt
Organism: Magnolia sinica
Lineage: Eukaryota; Viridiplantae; Streptophyta; Magnoliopsida; Magnoliales; Magnoliaceae
Product: large ribosomal subunit protein bL12c-like
Exons: 2
Coding region: 71-640 (189 amino acids)
Biological process (GO): translation
Cellular component (GO): ribosome
Molecular function (GO): structural constituent of ribosome
Source: RefSeq, a predicted model, not a curated record